Molecule: messenger RNA, 2537 nt
Organism: Durotheca rogersii
Lineage: Eukaryota; Fungi; Ascomycota; Sordariomycetes; Xylariales; Xylariaceae
Product: glycoside hydrolase family 125 protein
Exons: 3
Coding region: 559-2124 (521 amino acids)
Biological process (GO): carbohydrate metabolic process
Source: RefSeq, a predicted model, not a curated record
CGCACAUUCCUCCUACUAUCUCAAUACCCGUAAGGCCUCAUCCCCACGGAUUCUCGAUGUUCCAGACGGACACAGCGACGAGCCAGCAACACGCACAAGCUGACAAGACAAUACCGAGUGCUCGAAGAAACCCCAAUUGCACACGUCACACCUUCGCGCCCGUACCAUGGGAUGGGUUGCUACCUACCACCCGCCUCUCAUUGGCUGCCUGUGCUCCUUGGUGCUCUUUAGGCUGAUCCGUUCUCUUCAUAUUCAAGGGGCAGGGGGCGUCCCGCAAAAGAUGGACAAGCAGGCAUCUCGGGUCUCUGGGGCGCGAUCCCCAGGACUAUCUCGUCUUGGCCGUUUCAGUAAACCCGCAUUCGCGUGUCGAAUCAACGCUGCACGACCCAUCCCAUGCAGGUCCGGCCCUACCCAGCCCUUGCUCGCUUGUUCAUAAGCACAACCAUGGCCACUUCGCGAUGGAUGGUAGGAUGGCCUUUCGGUGACUAACUCCCACCGUAUGCUGCCGCUCGCUCUUGUAGCUGGUACACGAAUAAUCCGUCGCGCGAUAUAUGAACAAUGCGGUCUCGAGAUGUGACGCUGCUGCUGACCCUGGUGGCUCGCGCCGUAGCUGACCAGAGCUGUCCCGGCUAUUCGUCCCACUCCCAGAGGCGGAACCCGCCCCUCUCGACCGGUGCCUACAAGCUUGCCUACCAACGGCCCUCUCCAGAAUGCCGCACAUUCAAGUCGAGUCCGGUCGAGGAUGCCAUAACGCGGGUGAAGGAAACCAUCAGCGACCCUGACCUAUCCCGCCUCUUCGAGAACACGUUCCCCAACACCCUCGACACGGCUAUCAAAUGGCGUGGCGUCUCCGAAAACGACCCCGAGGAGGAGCUUGCUUUUGUCAUAACGGGCGAUAUCAAUGCCAUGUGGAUUCGCGACUCGUCGAACCAGAUAGCGCCCUACAAGACGGUGCUGAAAGACAAGGCCGACGACAUAGCCUCGGUGUUCCGUGGUGUCAUCAACCUCCAGGCUCGAUACCUCAUCAUCUCUCCCUACUGCAAUGCCUUUCAUCCGCCGCCCGAAUCCGGCAUGAAACCGGACAUCAACGGGGCCUUGUACGAUGUCACGCCGCCGUAUGACCGCAAUCUGGUCUUCACCUGCAACUUCGAGCUCGACGACUUCGGAGGGUUCCUGCAGCUCUCCCACGAUUACUACAACGCGACUGGCGACCUAGACUUCUUCGGGAAAUUCCAGUGGAUAGCAGCGGUUCAGUCUAUCCUCUCCGCCUCGGAGGCGAUGAGGAAACCUACAUAUGAUGCCGACGGGAAAUGGCUGCGUCCCGCAUACACUUUCCAAUCGCAGACAAUGUCCGCAUCCGGCACUCUGGGGAACAACGGCAUGGGUAGCCCGGUCAACGACACCGGCAUGGUACGAUCCCCGUUCCGCCCUAGCGACGACUCCGCCCUGUUCGACUUUCAAAUCCCUGCGAACAUGAUGCUGUCGAGAUACCUGGAAUCCACCUCCGGCAUCAUGGAAAGGCUCCCCAAUGCGCCGAAAGGCCUAUCUCGGAGGAUGAAGAGGAUGGCAGCCGAAAUCAGGGAAGCCAUCAGCCAAUGGGGCAUCGUCAAGGCUCCGAACGGCCAGCAAAUAUUUGCCUACGAAGUCGACGGUUUUGGAGGUCAGAAUCUGAUGGAUGAUGCCAACGUCCCGUCCCUUCUCUCGGCGCCUUUUCUCGGAUACCUGGACAAGGACGACCCGAUCUAUCAGAACACGCGGGCCUUUGUUCUCAGCAGAAGCAACCCUUGGUGGUGCUCUGGGCCCGUCAUCAAUGCUGUCGGUAGCCCACAUAUCCGGCCCGGUGCGGCUUGGCCCAUGGCUGCCAUUAUUCGUGCCAUGACCUCGGAUGAUGACGCGGAGAUCACAACUGCAGUUAAGGAGGUGCUGAGCAGCACCGACGGAUUUGGGCUCAUCCACGAAAGCGUGGAUAGCUUCGAUGCUAGCCGGUGGACCCGGCAGUGGUUUACUUGGGCGAACGGUCUUUUCGGCCAGCUCAUAAUGGAUCUAGCGGACCGAAAACCUCAUCUAUUGAAAGAGAAUUAUCAGCCUCCCGCAAGACGAGACCAGGCUGACGUAUUCGAUUAGGCCUCGCAUACGCAUGAUGCCCUAUUACAUAAAUCCUGUUGGCUUCCACGUAUACCGGAUUAUGCAUUGCUAGAAGUCCCGUUCUGUUCGUGAUGGGUUUCAUCCCUUGCUAUACGGGAGGAGCGUCCAGUGGGCAUACUAUCAAUUCCCCUACACUCCUGGGAACCGAGCUACUAGCUCGGCCGCGUAUUCGUCGCCUCGCUAGACGCGCAUCACUGUAAUGCCGCUGCCCUUCCACAUGUCUCCCUUCGGCGAAGUCUUGGGGUUGAGUGGAGAAGAGGAGGGUUAUGGCCUCUGAGUCCAUAGUCAACGCAGCGGUAUACCCUUGUAUAUAUAUCCCACCGUACAUUUUAGCCCAGAGAAGGAAGCAUUCUCGCGGUUACAUAAUACUAAUACAUAUAAAAUCAACCGAC